Papaver somniferum (opium poppy) is the source of this 1742-nucleotide messenger RNA. Its product is annotated as ent-kaurene oxidase, chloroplastic-like. The record is from RefSeq and is a predicted model, not a curated record. Gene Ontology annotation, cellular component: chloroplast outer membrane; endoplasmic reticulum. NCBI's taxonomy places the organism in Eukaryota, Viridiplantae, Streptophyta, Magnoliopsida, Ranunculales, Papaveraceae. Bases 94 to 1671 code for a protein of 525 amino acids. The transcript is spliced from 7 exons. Gene Ontology annotation, molecular function: heme binding; ent-kaurene oxidase activity; iron ion binding. Gene Ontology annotation, biological process: gibberellin biosynthetic process.
CUGGGAUAAACACAAAGCCCCCUUUCAUGGUAUUGGUAUUGUUCAUUCAUCAUAGAGAGUAUUAUUCAUUCAUCAUAGCUAAUAAAUUUAUCAAUGGGGCUGUUCGUGGAAUUCCUUAAUAAACCUAAUCAUCCAAUACAUUUCCUCGUUAUACCUUUAGUCAUCACCUUGGUUAUAGGUUUUGUUUGGUUGUUCACCAUCCUAAAAUGCUAUUUCACUAAUCGAACAGGAAGAAACAAGAACUUGCUAUCUGGAAUUUGUUCAUCUCCUCCUGUUGUUCCUGGAUUGCCAUUAUUAGGAAAUCUAUUGCAGCUAAAAGAUAAGGUUACCCACCAUGUUUUUGCAAACUGGGCAGAAAUCUACGGUCCUAUUUACUCCAUCAAAGCAGGAGCUUCUAAUAUUGUUGUCCUUAAUAGCACUGAUUUCGCCAAAGAGGCAAUGGUGACUAAAUUCUCAUUUAUUUCAAAGAGGAAGCAAACAAACGCAAUGAACAAACUUACAAACAAUAUUAUUAUCACAAGCGACUCAAAUGAAUACCAUAAGAUGGCAAGACGACAUGUAGUCACUCACAUGUUGGGAGCCGGUGCUCAGAGACGACAUCGUGCACACAGAGACAUCAUGAUAGAUAAUGUAGCACAUCAGUUACAUGCCCAUGCAAAGGAAAAUCCUGUGGACCAACCUGUAAAUUUCAGACGGAUACUCCAAACAGAAAUCUUUGGUCUAGCUUUGAAACAAGCACUGGGAGUGGAUUCGGUAGGAUCUUCAAAAUACGUCGAGGGGCUUGGUGAAACCUUGUCCAGAAAUGAGAUCUUUAAGGCUCUAGUGUUGGAUCCACUGUCAGGAGGAGCUGAGGUGGAUUGGAGAGACUUUUUUCCAUAUCUGAGAUGGGUUCCUAAUAAAAGCUUUGAAAUGCACAUUGGACGGAUGGAGACACGCAGGAUAGAAGUGAUGAAAACACUCAUUGAGGAGCAACAAAAAAGAAUUUCUUCGGGAAAGGAAAUAAAUUGUUACCUGGAUCGCUUGAUGUCCGAAGGAAAAUCACUGGCAAAGACACACCUCGCUAUGUUGAUCUGGGAGACAAUUCUUGUGGCUUCCGAAACAACGGUGGACACAGCAGAAUUGGCCAUGUAUGAACUUGCAAAAAAUCGAAAAUAUCAGGAUCACCUCUACGGAGAAAUUCAGAAGGUAUGCGGAAACAACAAAUACACGGAGGAGCAGUUUUCAGGGGUGACAUACUUAAGUGCCGUUUUUCAUGAAACUUUGAGAAGGCAUCCCCCUUUCCCCGUCAGUCCUCUGAGAUACGUACAUGAAGAUACUCAGCUAGGAGGGUAUGACAUUCCUGCUGGAACUGAGAUUGCCAUCAAUCUCUAUGGUUGUAACAUGGACAAGAGACAAUGGGACUCACCGGAAAAAUGGAAACCCGAGAGAUUUCUAGACAGUAAGUAUGAUCCGAAUGAUCUUUACAAGACUAUGUCAUUUGGAGGAGGAAAGAGAGUCUGUCCAGGAGCUUUGCAGGGACUUUCGAUUACUUGCACUGUUAUUGCUAGAUGCAUUCAAGAUUUUAAGUGGAGUUUGAAACCAGGAAGAGAGGAAGAAGAUAUAAAUACAGCUACCCCCACUAGUCAAAAGCUCAAUCCUUUGCUGGUAAUUGUAACUCCAAGAGAUUAUUGAUGGAGACUAAAUUAUGCUGUGUUUUAUUAAAAAAAAGUAUUGAAUAAAUAAUUAAAGGAUACUUGCGUGCA